Lindgomyces ingoldianus is the source of this 1233-nucleotide messenger RNA. RefSeq lists its product as uncharacterized. Gene Ontology annotation, molecular function: ATP binding; protein kinase activity. The coding region runs from base 1 to 1233 and encodes 410 amino acids. The record is from RefSeq and is a predicted model, not a curated record. The transcript has a single exon. Lineage: Eukaryota; Fungi; Ascomycota; Dothideomycetes; Pleosporales; Lindgomycetaceae. Gene Ontology annotation, biological process: protein phosphorylation.
AUGAUUAAACCUGAGGAAAGGUUCAUGUCCGAGGGGCAGAGCUAUUUUGGCUCGAGCGAAAACCCCGAAACCAUAACUCAUUGCAACGUUUGGGAUUGGGAUCAGCUACGCAUGAUCAAGGUUAAAGGCACCGCCAAGCUCUUUCCGCCUGACGAGGAUGUUGAGGUUUCAAUAUUGGCACGAUUCGCUGAUUGCCUAUCGCCUAAAGUUCGCGCGGUGACGGUCGACGACGAAGGGCUCAUUUCUGAAAUUUCCACAGAUCUGGAAGAGGACGAUACCAUGUUUAUUGGAUAUCUUUCUUUCUCAACCGCUGAAUCACUUCACGAUUGCCGUACAAUCCAAUACUCCAAAUUGCAAGAGCUCGAUCGGCUUGGACCAGGUGUUGAUUUGUCAGCAUACCACGACGAAUCCAGGAUUUCUCAAAAGGUUGCCUUCAAAUUCAAUCCUAUUGGAAAGCCUCGGAGGCUGCAGAUGGCAUGGGAUGAACUCAACUUGCUCAAAAGUCUGCCGCCGCACCAAAACAUAGUACCUUUUGAUCGCGUAGUCCUUGAAGACGUGGAGAAUCGGGUAAUUGGAUUUACAACAAAGUAUAUUCCCGGCGGAACCCUUGAUAAUUCAAAGCUGCCUUUUCGUUUUAAGUGGCUGCAACAACUCACCCAGCUUGUUGAUUUCUUAAAUCUGGAUCUGGGAAUUAUGCAUCAAGACAUUGCGCCCCGAAAUCUACUCAUCGACCCCGAAACGCAGAAUAUUCUUCUAUUCGACUUUGACUGGGUUGCAUGUGGAAAAAAGAACUUACUGGACGGGCGAGACGAUGUGGCUGGCAUGGUAUUCACGCUAUACGAGCUCAUCACGGGUGAUGGGUCCUUCACGAGCAUCCCUCACUGGGAGCGAAAUAUGGAAACGGUACAGAACAUAUCAGAGUGGAUUUGCAACCGUGAACUUGACUCUGACGUAUCGACGUUCCGUAACUUUUUGAACGAAUGGGUAACGACGCGAAGGUCCGGCGAUGACAUGCAACGAUAUCUCAACGCGCCCAACCGUCUCCUAUGGCCGGACCUCCCAACACCGCCCGACUAUAAUGUACCUUUUGAGUUUGGCACGACUCUGGACGGAGAGACGAAUUGGGCAACGGGUCCUCGGAUGAUGCGCACUGCGAUGGAGAAAGGGCAAUACGUCUUUCGCUGGGAAAGGCCGCCACAGAGCAGGUUAAACAAGUCCGAAAAUGAUGUGUGA